Molecule: messenger RNA, 2026 nt
Organism: Gallus gallus (chicken)
Lineage: Eukaryota; Metazoa; Chordata; Aves; Galliformes; Phasianidae
Gene: TNFSF4
Product: tumor necrosis factor superfamily member 4
Exons: 4
Coding region: 140-847 (235 amino acids)
Molecular function (GO): cytokine activity
Source: RefSeq, a predicted model, not a curated record
UGCCAGGUCUUCUGACUAAGCUCGCUUUGUAGCUGUCUCCCUGGUGAGGGGCGCUGUUCAAUGCAUAGAGCACGUAAGGAAGUGGAAGCAGCAGCACGUGGAAGGAGCCUCGAGCCCUAGGAGCUGGAGUGAAGGAUGCAUGAUGGUGUGUGCAAAUGCUAGCACAAAGCAAGCCAGGCCAGCCGGUGACUGUGGCCCUCCUGUGCUCCUCGUCCCUGCCCUGCUGGUGGAGAUGGAAGGACAGCCAGAUACGGAAUUGAAAAAGCACACCGAUCAGAAGGACUGUGAAAAGGAACCUGCUGGCAUGAGGAGUGAUGACGAGUGGAGGGGCUGGCAAAAAGGACAGGCUAAGAGGAACACGCUGUACCUCGUGUCCGCAGCCACUCAGUGGAUAUUACUGCUUGCCUGCUUGAUUUACCUUGGUACAGAUUCUCUGCAACUCUGGACGCCUCACAGUGACAAAGUCAAGUGGACCUACAUCCGGUACACAGGCCAAAGCAUCGCAGGAGUGGCCAUGAAUCUCAGUGCUGAAUUUACCUCCAUUCCUGUCAUAAAUGGCUCCAUCAUGAUCCCCUGCGAUGGCCUCUACGUGGUGUCCCUGAAGGGUGUCCUUUCUCCUGACCUGGAGAAGAGCUCGCUGAAGCUGAUGAUGAAGAAUACAGAAAGCAAGAAUGCCGCGCCCCUCUGGGAGCGGGAUGUCCAGAACAGCAGCAAUGCAGUAGAUCUCAUCACGAUGCUCUACUUGUUUGCUCAAAAUAACAUCAUCCUGUCGACCAGCUCGAACGCCACAAUCCAGUGUUUGACAUUUAGCCUUGUUCUACUAAAUCCCGUCUUUUGCAACCCAUAGAAGAUGACAUAUGAAAUGUAACACAUAAAGUACAGCUUUUCCUACUGAUCCAUUUGAAUGUAGGAGGCUUGUUCCCCAGGCUGUACUUGUACAGGCAGACUCCCUCCUUGGGGCUGUGGAAAGCCUCAGCUGGAGUGCAGAUAAAUCACAAUGCAAACAGGCUUUAUAUAGUGUAUGCAUCUCUUUGGAGCUCUACGCAGCUAGGAUGGAUCCUUCUAAGACUCGACAAAGGGGUGUGUGAAGCCAUUGAGGAUAACAGAGAUGAAAACCAGAGAAAUUUAUCCAAGCUUCAUUCAUAUUCAGAGAAACCCUAGGUGUCUCUAGUCACUUGGCAGUAUCUGUAUAUAAUACAAGUGUGCUGUAUAUUUGCUAAAAUAAAGUGCUAAAUCAGGAAGAUACACCAGGAAGAUACUGCCUUUGCAGAGAACUGGGUAUGCUCUCUGUCAGGUAAAGGCCAUAAAGGGAAGGUGGGCUUCCAAAAGGAGCUAACAGGACUACGCUGGACUGCAGUAACACAUGUCCUGCAGCUACCUCGGGAUCUGUAGGAGCAGCUGUGAGGGAGGAGGCUAGCAGGCUAUCCCAGCUGUCAGCAGAAUAUUGAUCCUGAGUCAUGUGUCAGGUAGGAUGUUUACAUCUUGACGCCAGGUCUCAGAGGUGUUAAGCUGAAGGAGAAUCUCCCUCAAGAACACACACAGAGAAUGGCUCAACCCAAAAGCGAUCCAGGCACGUGAAAUUUGGGAAGGAGCAUGAAGGCCCUUCACUUGGUAACUUCUCUCUGAUGGACCAAAUGGAACCUGAAGAUCUGCACAACUCCUCAGGGAGGACCGGAUAGGUCCGAAGAGCCUUGCUAUGAAGGCAUGCACCACAAAGAGGUUCACAACCCAACUUCCAUGACACACCUGUGCACCCAUAUGUACCCUGCCUGGCUUCUGCCAGAAUCCAGAGACAGACCAUUCCUGGGCACUGUGGGCCAGGAGCCCAUGUUACAGUCAGCAGCUACUGAGGACAACACAGUCUGUGCCCUGAGCACAGCUGGCAGCUGUGGCAUUUCUGGUUGAACUAGGGCAGGUUUUAAGGACAAGUUGACCAUCUGGCUUCCAGUGAACCCCAGCAACAUUUCAGCAUCUCCUUGCUGACUGUACGCUCCAAAGUCUAUUAUUAAAGGUAUUUAUAUAUUUA